Molecule: messenger RNA, 1262 nt
Organism: Oryza sativa Japonica Group (Japanese rice)
Lineage: Eukaryota; Viridiplantae; Streptophyta; Magnoliopsida; Poales; Poaceae
Source: RefSeq, a predicted model, not a curated record
CUCUGCGUAACAAGUGCCUUUCCGGACUCGCACACAAAGCACCUCGCUUACGGUUUUUAGCACCCACACACACUCCCGGCCAACAUCUCACCACCCCCGAGAGAGAAGGCCGCGCGCCGCGCGCUGCUAGUAGUGCUCGAUGGCGAUGGUCCCCGCCGACGCCGACGCCGCCGCCAAGCCGCCGCCGGACGUGGAGAAGCCGGACUACAGCUCCCAGAACGGCGCCCCCAACUCGGCCGCCGCCGCCGCCGGGGGGGGCGGCGGCGGCGUGGUGGAUUCGGUGGUGGCGCGGUGGCGGCGGGAGGACAUGCUCGACAAGAGCCCCCUCGCGCUGCACGCGGCCGCCGCGGCGUUCGCCUUCGUCGCGCUCGUGCUCGUCGCCUCCAACCAGCACGGGGACUGGAUGGAGUUCGACCGGUACCAGGAGUACAGGUAUCUGCUCGCGAUUGCGGCACUGGCGUUCGCCUACUCGCUCGCGCAGGCGCUGCGGCAUGCUCUCCGGAUGCGCCGCGGCGUCGACCCCGUCCCGACGGCGUCCGGGCGGCUCCUCGAUUUCGCCAGUGAUCAGGUAGUCGCAUACUUGCUGAUGUCUGCUCUCUCUGCUGCUACACCCAUUACAAAUCGGAUGAGAUCUGCAGUAAUCAACCGCUUCACCGACACGACUGCUGCUGCAAUCAGCAUGGCCUUCUUGGCAUUUGUAUCCCUCGCCUUGUCAGCGAUAGUUUCUGGAUACAAACUCUCCAAACAAACCUACAUGUGAAGCAUCGUUCUAUAGGAGUAAAGCCCAUUUCAUGUGAUCCAUUCAUCCUGGAGAUGCAAGAACUUAUGAUGACAUGAAGGCGUAGUGGUGAUUGCUGUUACCUAUUGGUAGCUUACACAUGUGUACAUAAGCUUAGAUGCAACAUGCCUGAAGCUCUGAAGACCGCAAUAUUUGUUUAAAAUUUGUGCUACCCUUUGACUACCAGAACAACAUUUCUGCGGUGAUGAGAAGGUGAGAACUGCUUGUUCUGAAGAUACAGAUAAGUGUACCUAUGUGAGCAUUUAUUGUAGCAUCUUUUGUAUGUGAGACUGUUAUCAUUUUAUUGUAGCGUCUAAGUUCAAUUUGUGUACUAAAUUUUUAGCGUGAGGAAUUUAUGGGCUAGAUUUGUCAUUUCUAUAUUCCUUCUUGGUGGUUGGUUUGUGAUCGAUUUAUGUUAGUACAGUCAGAUGUGUGUAUUUGUUACCGGUUGUGACUUUGUGAGUACAUGAUCACUUUGUAAUGU